This is a messenger RNA of Candida dubliniensis CD36, 1884 nucleotides long. RefSeq names its product histone acetyltransferase (gene NGG1). Gene Ontology annotation, cellular component: SAGA complex. Gene Ontology annotation, biological process: regulation of transcription by RNA polymerase II. The record is from RefSeq and is a predicted model, not a curated record. The coding region runs from base 1 to 1884 and encodes 627 amino acids. The transcript has a single exon. Lineage: Eukaryota; Fungi; Ascomycota; Pichiomycetes; Serinales; Debaryomycetaceae. Gene Ontology annotation, molecular function: transcription coactivator activity.
AUGACUGAUGCUCACUCUGUGUCUACCACUUUAGACGAUAUCAUCAAUGAAUUAAAGUUGACCUAUGACUCCUCUGUUGGACUACUUGAUGGCGAUUCUAUUCGAACCAUACCAAAUAUCAACACAUUAACUAAUUUGAAUAAAUUGUUGAAAAACUUAUGGAACCAGUUAGACGAGGUGGAAUCAAUAGACAAUGACGUGUUAAAAAAAAUACGAGCUAUUAAGGAGAGUGAAAGUAAGAAAGAUUCAAAGACCUCCGAAAACGAUAAGAAACGUAAAAAUGAAGAAUUGACACCACCAAACCAUGGUGACGAAGACGAAAUGCCCAUGAGCGCAACAAAGAAACGCAAAAUUAUUGCAGCCGCAAAAGAGGCUGAUGACAAAGAAGAAAAGGAUCUAGUAUCUGAAGCUGAUGAAAAAGGUGAAGAUGAAAUUGAUGAAAAAGAAGAAAAAGAAAAUCUCAAUUCUAAAGACGACCCCAUACCACCUGUACAAACAGGAAAUUUUACGCAAGACAACGACACCAGGUUAAAGAAUCCAAAAUCAGAGUACGUGGAACCGCAGACACUAUCUGCAUCGGCGAUUGCAGAGCUUGGAUUGUUUUCGGAAGAAAACAAUGGUUUGGAAACUCAAGGCAGAGAAUAUUUGAAAAAGAAAUAUGGAGUUGCCUCAUAUCCAGAAAAAGACUUGCAGGAUUUGUUACCUGGUGAAAUACCAAAUAUUGACUUUUCUAAAAAUAAGCCACCAAGCAACCAGGUGCAGUUCACUACUUUCCAAUCCUAUAUUGAAUCAUAUUUUAGACCUUAUCUGACAGAAGAUAUAAAGUUUCUCAAAGAACGAAACGUGGUACCUCCUGGGUUUGAAAAACAAGGGUAUGAUGCAGAUGUUACACCAUUCAUAAUACCGAAGUUAGGUAAGUUUUAUGCGGAUGUUUGGUCGGAAGAGGAUUCUACCCUCGGUUCGAAAUUGAAUUCGCCUGCGUUUCAGCAGCCAUCGUCUGAUUCAUAUAAACCUAAGGGGUCUAUUGAAGGGUUGACUGAUGAAGCAUUAUUUACAGAAAAUAUUUCUUGUGGUCCUCUUUCUAAUAGAUUGUUGUCUGCUAUUUUGAGUAACCGAGAAGGCGGAUUAAGUGAUGAUGAAGAUGCACCAGCCCAUGAUUCCAAGUCAGAAACGAAAGAGGCAAGCAAAUCAUCAUUGACUGAGGAAGAAGUUGCCACACAAUUAAAUAGUGAGGAAGAUUAUAAGUUAUCAACAGAGCAAAACGAUUUUCAGACAAUUGAAGAGAGGCUUAAACGAGAACUAAAAUAUAUUGGAAUAUUCAUGAAUUUGCCGACUACUGGAGAACCCAAACCUAAAGCAAAACAGGUAAAUGGGAGAGCCUCUAAAAAAAUAUCGGCAAGCAUUAUUGAUAACGAUGAAUGGAUCAAAAAUAAGGAGGAUGAUGAGGUUUGUGCAGAAAUUAGAAAGUUACAAAUGGAGUUGAAAGAAGUGGUAAGCAGAAAUAGAGCCAAUAGAAAAAAAUUGAUUCCUUUGGUUGAAGAACAUAUCGCGUACCAAGAGUAUUGCGCAAUACUCGAAGAUCUUGAUAAACAAGUAGACCUGGCUUAUAUGAAGAGACUUAAAGGUAGAGGUAAAAAGAAGAGACUGGACGUGGUAACACCGCAACAACAGGCACUUAACAGUGGGUUGAGAGCAUUAUUAGAAAAGAGACGAAGAUGGAUAGAUAACAUUGGAAAAUUAUUUCCUGUCGCAGAAAAAAUGAAGCGUGUUCCCGACAAGUCCAUAUUGAUACGUGAAGGUGCUGUAGAGUCAGAGCAAGUUGACGAUGAUAAUAACGAAAGCACCUCUCCUGCAGUGGAUAUGCUAACGCAGAAAUCACUAUAA